GUAGCUCGGACCGUGACGGAGCGGCGGUGAUUGCGAACGUGCAGCGGGCGGAGAGAGAACUACCGGCGCCCGGGAGGAAGCGGGGGUGGUGGGGCCGGCAGCGGGGCAGAGGCCCGGGAGCGGGAUGCGGUGGAGGCCCGGGAAGGCCGCUUCGUUGCUUGGGGUUGCGCUAUGCACCCGGCCGUGGCGGUGUGUUUGGUGUUCUGCGGCUGCUGCAGCAACGUGGUGUUCUUGGAGCUGCUGGUCAGGCAGUUUCCAGGAUGUGGGAACAUAGUGACAUUCUCCCAGUUCCUAUUUAUUGCAGUGGAAGGCUUUAUCUUCGAAGCCAACUUUGGGAGGAAGCGGCCGGCCAUACCAAUGAGGUACUACCUCAUCAUGGUGGCCAUGUUCUUCACUGUCAGUGUGGUGAAUAACUAUGCUUUGAACUUAAAUAUUGCCAUGCCACUGCACAUGAUCUUCAGAUCAGGCUCUCUCAUAGCAAGCAUGGCUCUAGGUAUCAUCAUUUUGAAAAAAAGAUACAGUUUGUCAAAAUACACGUCCAUAGCCCUGGUUUCCAUGGGGAUCUUUACCUGCACUUUCAUGUCUGCAAAGCAAGUGGCAUCUGACCCCAGCUUGAAUGAAGAGGAUGGACUCCACGUUUUCUUGUGGUGGCUUCUAGGUAUUGCUGCACUCACCUUCGCCCUCCUCAUGUCUGCAAGAAUGGGAAUUUUCCAGGAGACACUGUACAAGCAGUUUGGGAAGCACUCCAAAGAGGCCCUUUUUUACAAUCAUGCGUUACCACUCCCUGGCUUUGUCCUCCUGGCCCCAAACAUCUACCACCAUGCAGUUCUCUUCAGCCAGUCUGAGCCAUUCCAGAUCCCAGUGAUUGGGCUGACCAUGCCAAUCAUGUGGUUCUACCUCCUCAUGAAUGUCAUCACUCAAUACGUCUGCAUUCGGGGCGUCUUCAUCCUCACCACGGAGUGCACCUCCCUCACCGUCACGCUGGUGGUGACGCUGCGCAAAUUCGUCAGCCUCAUCUUCUCCAUCCUCUACUUCCGCAACCCCUUCACGGCCUGGCACUGGCUGGGCACUGCCUUCGUCUUUGUGGGGACUCUCAUGUACACGGAGGUGUGGAACAGCCUCGGGCCCAUCCUGGCCCGCUGGAGGAAGAGGCCAAAGGAGGAAUAGCAGCUGGUUACUCUCUGCAGGGACCUUUUUAUUGUUUUAUCGAGCAGAGCAGCAGGAAAUCCCCCUGAAGGGGGGGUCCUUUUUAUAACACAGGGGAGGUGUUGGCUGUGCCAUGCUCCUGGGAAACAUGGAGCCUCUGCUGGGAACCUGCCUGGAAUAAUGGAUCGUGGUGGGAGGAUACGGUUACUUUUGAGAGGGUGCAUUUUGUUAUGCAGCCCCUUUUGCUUCCCCCCACUUUUUAUUUUUUCUCUUCACAUUUAAAUAACCCUUUUAAAGUAAAUUAAAAGCUGACCCGGUUCUUGAUUAGGAUCCCAACCUUGUGCUUUUCUCCAGUCCUCCCAGCUUUGUUGAGCUGAACCCUGAGCCCGUUUGGUGCUGUCCUUUAACAGCCAGGUUACUGUAGUGGAUGGCUGAGCCCCAGGGAGCCAUCAGACACUGCUGUUUUAAGGAGCAGGUUUUUAGUUAUACUGGAAAUGCCAGGCCUGGCUGUUAACAGUCUCUGCUGCCUGAUCCUACCACUUUUGCUGGGAGGACAUUGGUUACAACCCAUAGCUUCCACCUUCUCCAGCCUGCCUGGUAGACUCUACCAGGGGGUGGCUUUGGGGACUUACCUCCAAGCUACCAAGCUCCUGUCACUAUAAUAUCAUGAUGUUGUGCUGAUACCUAAUGAGGUGGAGGGUGUCAGGGGUUCCUGCUUCUGUUAGUCCUUAGUGUGGAUCACUUUUCAGCCACAUCUUCCUCCUUUUUCCAUCAUCCCAAGCGUGGUCAGAGGGGAAUUUGUAACCUGCAGUCAGCUGCAGUGAGUUGUGCUGAACCACCUGCCAGCAUAGAAUCGUGGAAUGAUUUGGCUUGGGAGGGACCUUUUAUGAACCCCUUAGUUCUAACCCCAUGCCAUGGGCAGGGACACUUCCCACUAGAAAGGUUGCCUAAAGCCCCAUCCAACCUGGUCUUGAGCACUUGGAGGGAUGGGACCUCCACGGCUUCUCUGGGCUGUCUGUUCCAGUGCCUCCCCACCCUCAGAGUAAAGAAUUUCCUUCUAACACCAAAUCUAACUCUUAUUUUAAAAUGGUUACCCCUUGCCCUAUCACUACACACCUCAGGGUACAACUAUUGCCAAGGAAUUUUAGAAGAGCCAGAACAGCUGAGCUUACCUCCGUUGCUGGGAAGGGGCUGGUUUUUCUGUCCCUUCACCUGGCUCUCCCCUUUUCUUUCAGUCUCCCACUCCUUGGGGAACAGCUUCACUGAUGACAUUUCUGUGCAUCCACCUGGUGCAGGACAGGUGUCCCAUAGCAUCACCUCUUGCAUGACAUGUGGAAAACUUGCAAGAGCUUUGGAUGCAUGUCUUCCAGCAAGGCAAAGAGCAGUACUGUUCUAGGAGCUGUUCACGGUUGAGCAGAGCAAAGGCUGGUGAGCAGCCUUGUCUUUCUUGGGCUUGGAGCAGCAGGGGAGCACAUGCAUGGAUUUUAUUGUCUUGAUUUUCCUUUAGCACCAUGGUUACUUCAUUGUGAUGCUUCCCCUCCUCAGCCAUGAGAGCAUCCGGUAGUGUCAAGUUGAUCACAUCAAGCUUGGUCGAGGGAAGACAGCACUUAAACUCUGAUAUCACCAAAAUCCUCGUGGCUUUUGACUUCAGUAUUCACACCCCCUCCAACUUGAGAGGUGUGGUGGUGCUGGUGGUGCAUUGCUCCUGUCAACAACAAAGCACCACACAGCCCUGGGUGUCACUCACUGCCUCCCAGUUAAACCAAUGCCAACCACUCCCCAAGCAAUGGCUACCAUCCCAAAACUCAUUCCCCUCCAUUUUAUUGCUGAUUUUUAUUGAGAGCAGCUGUGGGGCUGUCCCCCAGCUUAUUGCAGUACCCUCAUAGAGAGGGCAGAGUGGGGGGGGGAAAUGAGAAAGCAUUGACCCUGUGCUGCUCAGCAAUAGGUUAAACAUUGGUGUACUGUUAGCAUUAACUCCAUCCCAGCCAGAACCAGUAGCUGUUGGGACCUGCAGCUCAGGUCCCAAAAUGAUGAAGGUUUUUUCCUUCUGGUUUGAUUUCUCCUGAGCCUGAAGAAACCUUUUGUAUUUUGCAUCAGAAAUGGGAUAUUUCAAAGGAUUUUCUGGACGUGGCAACUGUUCCCCAACAGCUUCCCUGCAUCUCAUGCAGCUCAGCUCUUGCUCGUGGCUGUGGUUUUUGCAGCCAGGGUUGAGGAGUUAGCAAAACAACAGCUGAGCAGGUGCCUGAGUGCCUGUAACAUACUGUACAUAGCCUACUCUCUAGGUUGUUGCCCUUGUAUCAACAAAAUUGCAUGUUGUCUCCCAUUUCUGUGUGAUGAUGGUACAUUUGGGGAUGUUUGGGUUCCUUUUUUUUUUUAACCUGUAAUUCUCUCAGACCAGAUAUCAGUCAUGGGUUAUAUUUUUGUUGUUAUCCCAUACUUUUUUUUUAACUGUCUGUAGCGUGUUUCUGUGUGUUUCCAAAUAUUUAUUGUUGUAGAAGUGUCAGCCAUUCCCUUCCUGCUGUGGGAGAGCUCCCCUGGUUGUGAGGUGAAGGGAAGGUCCGUGCAGAAGUGCCCCAAUAGCCAAAAGUAGUAUUUAAAUCCUCCCCACCCAGAAUGGGGGUACUGAUUUGUUUGGGUUUCACAUUUGCAAUAGAAAUGAUAGAAUGAUAGGUCACAUUUUUUUUUAGCAGAGGCAGGCAAAGCAAUGAGCCAAGGUGCUUUUAGACCAGUACUUUGGAUUGACAGAGCUUUUGGGUUGGCUGGUUGGGUUUGAGGGUAUUUUCGAUGUUGUUGGGGUUUUGUUUUGUUGAACAAAAUAAAUAGCUCCUGUUCAAAGCA
Molecule: messenger RNA, 3984 nt
Organism: Gallus gallus (chicken)
Lineage: Eukaryota; Metazoa; Chordata; Aves; Galliformes; Phasianidae
Gene: SLC35B4
Product: solute carrier family 35 member B4
Exons: 10
Coding region: 172-1167 (331 amino acids)
Biological process (GO): transmembrane transport
Cellular component (GO): endoplasmic reticulum membrane; Golgi membrane
Molecular function (GO): UDP-xylose transmembrane transporter activity; UDP-N-acetylglucosamine transmembrane transporter activity
Source: RefSeq, a predicted model, not a curated record